Messenger RNA from Malassezia sympodialis ATCC 42132, 4047 nucleotides. RefSeq lists its product as uncharacterized. Gene Ontology annotation, molecular function: glucosidase activity. Gene Ontology annotation, biological process: fungal-type cell wall organization; (1->6)-beta-D-glucan biosynthetic process. Lineage: Eukaryota; Fungi; Basidiomycota; Malasseziomycetes; Malasseziales; Malasseziaceae. The record is from RefSeq and is a predicted model, not a curated record. Gene Ontology annotation, cellular component: endoplasmic reticulum membrane; plasma membrane.
AUGGACUCACGCAUGUUGCCUCUUCAGGUGGCUGUUGAAGGCGACCCUCAUCACGGCGCCUUUCCUACCUUUGAUUCCGACCAGAUGUUUUCGCCUGCUGGCAGUGCAAAUGCAUCUUUCUAUGACGGCGAUUUUACGGAGGCUAGCAAGUUGAAUCCUGCACCCGAUGGAAAUAAUGGAUACCUGUCUUCACCAGGAAGCCCUCCUCCGCCCCUGGGAAGUCUUCAAAAUGCCCCAAGCUAUCCACUUUUGUCUUCCAAGGAGUCUCAGUACAGCAUGCGUUUGCCUGACGCUACGAGCAACCAGUCCUUAUACGAAAGAAAUGUUUAUCACGAUGACAUGAGUGAGAAUUCGGAACUUGAGCAUGAGAACCCGUACCCGUGGAUGACCAUGGUGGACUUCAAGGAGGCAGACGACCAUUUGCACGAUCCUACGGUGGGUGUAACGCAGAGAUCGCUCAGGCCUUGGCGUGCUUUGUUCAAUGUCGGUACAAUCGUACUCCUGGUGCUAGCAGUUCUCAUGCUCUUUGCAGGCUACCCCAUUUUACAUCAAUACACUGUCGACAAACAGGCAAACGAUCGGGACACCGCUCUUCAUCAGCUUAUGCCUCUGAACUCUCAUUAUCCGCCUGGGUUUCCGGUUGCACGGGCAAAUCAGACGAGUCAAUUCGAUUCUAAACAGCGAAUGUUUAUCGAUCCUGCUACGCCAUCGUCGGCUUACGAGUUGGAGAGCACGUUCUCGAAGAAUAAUGGCAAGAAAUUCAAGCUUGUGUUCUCUGAUGAAUUUAACACCGAUGGGCGUAGCUUUUACCCAGGUGAGGAUCCUUUCUGGGAGGCUGUGGACCUACACUACUGGGGAACUAAUAACUUCGAAUGGUAUGACCCUGCGGCUGCAUACACUCGUGAUGGUUCGCUUCGGCUUCGUCUGGAGCAGCAUCCGGAGCAUAACUUAAACUUCCGCGGUGCUAUGAUCCAGUCUUGGAACAAGUUCUGCUUCCGCAACGGUAUCUUGAUUGCCUCAGUCCAAUUACCAGGUUAUGCGGAUGUGGCUGGUCUAUGGCCUGCCAUAUGGAUGAUGGGGAACUUGGGACGUGCUGGCUUCGGUGCGUCGUUGCAAGGAACAUGGCCUUAUUCCUACGAUCAAUGUGAUAUUGGCACAUUGAUGAACCAGACCCAGUACAAUGAUGAUUAUCCUAAAGGCAAUCCCGCCAAUGCUACUACCCUGGGCGGUGCCACCAUGUUUAACCAGCAGCAUGAGACUCGCUCCAUUUCAUUUUUACCAGGUCAAAAGCUUUCGCGUUGCACCUGCGAAGGCCAAGAUCAUCCUGGCCCUUGGGACAAAGAAGCGAAGGAAUUUGUUGGCCGCGCAGCUCCAGAAAUUGACGUGUUUGAAGCCCAGGUGGCCCAAGUCAAUAACGAUAAAUAUUAUCUACAAGUAUCGCAAUCAUACCAAAUUGCCCCUUACAAUUGGCAGUACAAUAUUACUUACGCGAAUCAGACAAAAUUGUACGACUUCUAUAAGUGGGAUGAUGACUUCAGUCAUAUCAACUUGUACAAUGGCGAGAUCACACAGCAAUCUCUAAGUGGUAUUAACCUGGCCAGUCAGAAAGCUGUGCAACAUGUUGUCAAUGAUACUGACACUGAUCCGAAGAAACAUAACUUUGCCACUUAUUCUGCCGAGUAUAAAGGAGGACCGGAUGGCUAUGUCGCGUGGACCAGUAAUGGUAAGCCGGCGUGGGAAGUGUAUGGCGCAGCCCUUGGGCCCGAUCCGCUAUCUAAGGUCGGACAGCGCCAGUUCCCCAAAGAGCCUAUGUAUAUUCUGCUAAACUUGGGUAUUUCCAAGAACUUUGGUGAUAUAAGUUGGGACAAACUGAUUGGCGGUUUCCCUUUCGAAAUGGCUGUGGACUGGGUGCGUGUGUACCAGGAUCCCGAUGAUGAGGAAGCGGAUACCACCUGUGAUCCUGCCGAUAUGCCUACGGCCGACUACAUUAACCGACAUAUGGAAGCAUACACGAAUGCUAAUCUGACAACUUGGGGUGGUUCUCGAGAACACGGUGGAUACGAGGGUGAUUGGCCGCUAAACAAAAUGUACAUCAAAGGCUGUGAUCCAAGUACUAUAUCUAAAAACCCAGGUGAUCCAAGCUGGUCCUAUACGCCGGCAUCGCCGGUCCCAUCCGCACAGGUCACGAAAAUCGCCGAUAUGGAGUCCGCACCUUAUGGGUGGAUGGAAGGCGUGAAAGGGCGCAAUAUCGACGAUGACCUUCAUGACCCGGCUAAGCCCUUGAAGGGCUCUUUUGAGCCUAUGCGUGCUAUCCUCAAUGUGGGCACCCUCAUUGUCCUGUGUUUAGCCUUGUUGAUGUUGUUUGUGGGCUAUCCUGUGUUGCAUCACUACACGGAGGAUUCCGAUCAAAAUAACCGCAUGGAUCUUUUCGACAAAGUCUUGGGUCGAGGAACUAACUAUCCACCAAGGUUUCCCGUGCAACGCGCGAACUCUUCACAACUUUCCAAUGCUUUUGGUCGCGAUGCUAGUAUGCUUAUCGACCCUGAUACCCCCGCCUCGGCUUACGAGAUGGAAAGUACCUAUUCCAAGUCAAGCGGUAAAAAACUCAAACUCGUGUUUUCUGACGAAUUCAACGUCCCUGGGCGUAGCUUUUAUCCGGGCGAGGACCCUUUUUGGGAGGCUGUGGAUCUGCACUACUGGGCCACAGGAAAUUAUGAGUGGUAUGAUCCUGCGGCAGUUUACACAGCCGAUGGAUCGCUUCGGGUGCGUCUUGAGCAACACCCAGAGCAUAAUUUAAACUUCCGUGGCGGUAUGCUACAGUCUUGGAACAAAUUUUGCUACCGGGGUGGCUUAUUUAUGGCUCGUGUUCAAAUGCCUGGCUUUAGAACUGUGAACGGUCUUUGGCCAGCCAUUUGGACUAUGGGAAACCUUGGUCGUGCUGGCUAUGGUGCUACUACACAGGGUACCUGGCCAUAUUCUUAUGACGUGUGCGAUUUGGGAACUGUGCAAAAUCAGACUUUAUUCACUCCCGAGAAUCCCACUGGAAUUCCCGAAGGCGCAACGACGCUAGGUGGUGCUACAGUGUUUAACAAGCAGCACAACACGCGCUCAAUUUCGUUCCUUCCUGGUCAGAAGCUGUCAAGGUGCACAUGCAAAGGUGAUGAUCACCCUGGCCCCUGGGAUAGCAAGAACAAUCAAUAUGUCGGUCGCUCUGCACCUGAAAUUGAUAUGUUUGAGGAGCAAACAGACCAGAAGAAAGGUAUUGUUGUGUCUCAAUCGUGCCAGAUGGCCCCUUACAACUGGAAAUACAACAUCACACACGAUAACCAAACAGCGGCUUAUCACAUUUUUAAUUACUCUCAGGGGGUGAAUGAUAUUAACCUCUACAACGGCGAGAUUACUCAACAGUCAUUAAGUGGUGUUCAUUUGGGCGACCAACAAGCCGUUCAACAUGUGGCUGAAAGUCAAGAUACAAGUUCACCCACCAAUUUCGCAACUUAUUCUAUGGAGUACCAGGGCGGCCCCGAUGGGUAUGUCGCUUGGACCAGUGGCGGUCAGCCAGCUUGGGAGCUGUAUCCUCAAGCUGUUAUUCCUGACUCUAUUUCUAAAGUGGGUCAGCGCCAAUUUCCCGUGGAGCCCAUGUAUAUUAUCAUUAAUUUGGGUGUUUCGAGAAACUUCGGUGAUAUUGAUUGGGAAAGACUUACGCCUGGCUUUCCCUUCGAGAUGGCUGUCGAUUGGGUGCGAUUGUACCAAGAUCCCGACAAUAUUGAUGUUGGUUGUGAUCCUGAUGAUAUGCCCACGGCAGACUACAUUAAUCGGCAUAUGGAGGCUUACACUAACGCCAAUUUGACUGUCUGGGGAGGUAAGCGCGAGGAUGGCGGCUACGGUGCUGUUUGGCCGCGCAACAGCCUGUACUCAAAAGGUUGCGAUGCAACCCCAAGCACGGACCCAGGUGAUCCCGACUACCCUGCUCCGCUUGCCUCCCCUGUAGCAUCUGCGUCGGUUACAGCUGGGCGUGGUGCUGGAGAUAGCUGGAUUUGGAACUAA